Messenger RNA from Cottoperca gobio, 949 nucleotides. RefSeq names its product MPV17 mitochondrial membrane protein like (gene mpv17l). The record is from RefSeq and is a predicted model, not a curated record. Lineage: Eukaryota; Metazoa; Chordata; Actinopteri; Perciformes; Bovichtidae. Gene Ontology annotation, biological process: mitochondrial ribosome assembly. Gene Ontology annotation, cellular component: cytoplasm; mitochondrion; membrane. Bases 110 to 733 code for a protein of 207 amino acids. The transcript has 4 exons.
UAAGAACAUUUUAACCGCUAUGCUUGCGUCUUAAAUGCUAAAUUAAAGCCAUUUAGGGGCCGUACAGCGUCACUUUUGACCCCCAGCGUCUCCUCCCUGUGGUGCCGAUAUGAGGAGAGCUGUACUCAAAGAAGCCGCCAAACGGUUCUCCUGGCUGGCCAAUGUCACUCUGUACGGGUGCUUGUUCGCCGGCGGUGACCUGGUCCACCAGCUCAUAGCUCAGGAGGAGCGCAUGGACUGGAAACACACUCGCGACGUGGCCAUUGUGGCAAUUAGUUUCCAUGGAAACUUCAAUUACUUCUGGCUACGAGUCCUGGAGAGGAGAUUCCCCGGGAAGUCCGCCGGAAUGGUUUUCCGCAAACUCAUGCUGGACCAAAGCUUCGCGUCGCCUUUGGCCACCAGUGUCUUCUACACAGGGGUGAGCAUCUUGGAGGGUAAGGAGGACAUCUUUGAAGACUGGAGAGAGAAGUUCUUCAACACCUGGAAGACUGGACUCAUGUACUGGCCGUUCAUGCAGUUUCUGAACUUUGUCCUGAUGCCGUUGUACAUGCGGACGGCCUUCAUGGGCUGCUGCGCCUUCCUCUGGGCCACCUUCCUCUGCUUCUCCCGGCACAGCGGUGACGGCACAGCCGGCGUGGCUCUGGCCUUCGUCAUGGACCCCCGAGAGACCCUGGAGGAGAUGCGCAAGGCCCGGCUGGCCCGAAAAAAGCCAAAAAUCCAGGAGGAAAACUAAAAAGGACGAAUAGGAGGAAGCUUCUUCCACUUUCUCUUAACCAGCAAUCACAAACUGAAAGCACCACGGAGAGCAGCAAACAUUCAUCUCUCACACACGCACACAACCGUGGACUGUUAUGGACUUUGAAGGCUGCCGUAAUAAUACUAAUAAUAUCAUUUAAAAGUUGGAGUUGCACUUGUGUUCACAUUUUCUUCCUGUGAUAAAUAUUAUUAU